AUGCAGAGAGGCUCAUCCCGCCGCGGUUCCGGGAGGGGGAGGGGGAGAGUGUGUGUGCGCGGUGUGUGUGUGCCGUGUGUGUGUAUACAGCGCUGGGAGGGGUGCGCAUGCGCCAUGCGUGGCGGGGCUGAAUGUUUCCCAAGUGUUUGAAACUGGUAUUUGGGUUUUCCACGUUGGAUCAAGUGCGGCGUAUGGGAGCGAGGAGGCUGCGUUAAUAUCACCGGAGAGCAGCGGCGGCGACGGCGGUGAGGAGAGCGGGGAAAGGGGGAGCGGAGGAGAAGCGGAGCAGAGCGGCGCUGGCGCAUACAGAGGGGCUGCCGCUGCUCCUGACAGACACUUUACAGAGCACAUUUUGUUUCCAGAUUGUUUCGGAGGAGCUGGCUUAAGCCCCCCUCCUUUCUCCUCCUCCUCCCUCUUCCCCCCUCCCUUCACACACACACAAAUCCCUCUGAUUGUUCCUACCACCUCCUUCGUGAAUUACCCACAACGACAGCCAUUCAAUCAGCUGCUGCUGGCUGUAGGGGACUAGCGGAGGGUGUGUGUGUCUCUCUCCCUCUGUUUCAUACAAGAGGAGUCAGAUGUAGCUUUUCUCGGUUUUUUUGGGGGGGAGCUACGGAGAGAGGUGGGCAGGGAGUGAGCCGUUCAUUGGGGUUACCGUCUUUGGAGGGAGCAGCACUUGCUUUCGCACAGACAGAGAGAGGUGUGGGGAAGGAUAUUUUUUUUUUCUUUGCCGGAUGAAAAUGUUGAGUCCUGCAAACGGAGACCAGCUUCACCUAGUGAACUAUGUGGAAGAUUAUCUGGACUCCAUCGAGUCUAUGCCCUUCGAUCUGCAGAGAAAUGUCUCCUUGAUGAGGGAAAUAGACGCCAAAUAUCAAGAGAUUCUGAAGGACCUGGAUGAUUACUAUGAAAAAUUUAAACGAGAGACAGAUGCCGUGCAGAAGAGAAGAAUGUUGCACUGCAUACAGAGAGCCUUGAUUCGGAGUCAGGAACUAGGCGAUGAGAAGAUCCAAAUCGUCAGUCAGAUGGUGGAGCUCGUUGAGAACAGAACGAGGCAAGUGGAUAGCCACGUGGAACUGUUUGAAACUUGUCAAGAACCUAAUGAUACCACUGGAAACAGUGGGAAAGCCAGCCAAGACAAGUCAAAGAACGAGACAAUCACACAGGCUGAAAAGCCCAACAACAAGAGAUCCAGGCGGCAAAGGAACAAUGAGAAUCGAGAGAAUGCUUCAAAUAAUCAUGAUCAUGAUGACAUCACCUCAGGAACUCCAAAGGAGAAGAAAGCAAAAACAUCCAAGAAGAAGAAACGCUCCAAGGCCAAAGCAGAAAGGGAAGCUUCUCCGCCAGACCUUCCUAUUGACCCUAAUGAGCCAACAUACUGCUUGUGCAACCAAGUCUCCUAUGGAGAAAUGAUAGGAUGUGAUAACGACGAGUGCCCCAUUGAGUGGUUUCACUUUUCUUGCGUGGGACUCAAUCAUAAACCGAAGGGCAAAUGGUAUUGCCCCAAAUGUAGAGGAGAAAAUGAGAAAACUAUGGACAAGGCAUUGGAGAAGUCUAAAAAAGAAAGGGCCUACAACAGGUAGUUUGUGGACUUUGCAUAGGCAAAGAGAAGUAAAACCACCAAACCAGUGUAUUUAUUGUCAGUGUCACCUUUGUUGAGGUGAAAGGAUUGUAAAAUGUAUAUUUUUAAAGCAGGUUUAAAACUGAACCAUUCCUGUUAUAGGGACGGCAAUAAGCAAUUUUGUUUUUAUUUGGUAAACUGUAACAAGAAUGUGGUCUGUGGACCAAUGUAUUCCAAAAGUAAAGUUACAAGAGUUUAAACUGAAUAUUUGGGUGGGUCUUUAAAAGAUAAAUUACUACUUCUUUUUUCCUCCUUCUUUGUUUUUUUUUAGUGCUGCUAGCACUUUUCUCAUUAAAAUUUUGAUGACAAAUAUCUCUGCAAUGUACUUUUGUUUUCUUUAAUGAAAAAUGUUACUUAACCUUUCGAGCAAAAAUUGUUAAAUAGUUUCUCCAUCUGGUUGUAUCUGAAUAAAGCUGCAAUACAUCACAAAUGUAACUUCUUUCUCUGAGAAGCAUCGCAAGAGGGAACAAAAGGAGGGUACAAUUUGGUUCCUGCUACAAAGUGUCAGUAUAACACUUCAACAGCAAAUGUUUAAAUAGGCUUAGAGGAUUAUUUAAAUUACCAA
Messenger RNA from Dryobates pubescens (Downy woodpecker), 2183 nucleotides. It is a transcript of the gene ING1, whose product is annotated as inhibitor of growth family member 1. Gene Ontology annotation, cellular component: nucleus. Lineage: Eukaryota; Metazoa; Chordata; Aves; Piciformes; Picidae. Gene Ontology annotation, biological process: positive regulation of DNA-templated transcription. The transcript is spliced from 2 exons. The record is from RefSeq and is a predicted model, not a curated record. Bases 735 to 1580 code for a protein of 281 amino acids.